Messenger RNA from Acanthosepion pharaonis, 2028 nucleotides. Lineage: Eukaryota; Metazoa; Mollusca; Cephalopoda; Sepiida; Sepiidae. The record is from the annotation of a GenBank genome assembly.
AUGUCUUAUUUUUAUAAGUUGAAAGAAACGGAAGUUCUGCACCGAGUUACUUGCGUACGAACGUUUCAUUGUCAUUUAUUUCUUUCUUUCUUUCUUUCUUUCUUUCUUUCUUUCUUUCUUUCACAUUUCUUGUCUUGUAAUCUUUCUUUCUUUCUUUUACAUUCAUUUUCAUUUCUUUCUUUCUUUCUUUCUUUCUUUCUUUUACAUUCCUUGUCAAGUCAUCUUUCUUUCUUUCUUUUAGAUUCAUUGUCAUUUCUUUCUUUCUUUCAUGUCAUCUUUCUUUCUUUUAAGUUCAUUGCUGUUUCUUUCUUUCUUUUACGUUUCUUGUCAAGUCAUCUUUCUUUCUUUCUUUUAGAUUCAUUGUCAUUUCUUUCUUUCUUUCUUUCUUUCUUUCUGUUUUUCUUUCUUUCUUUUACAUUUGUUUUUUUUUUGCAUUCCUUGUUGUCAUCCUUCUUUCUUUUUUACAUUAUCAUUUCUUUCUUUCUUUCUUUCUUUCUUUCUUUCUUCUUUUACAUUCCUUGUCAUGGUAUCUUUCUUUCUUUCUUUUACAUUCAUUGUCAUAUAUAUAUCUUUUUUCUUUCUUUCUUUCUUUCUUUCUUUCUUUCUUUCUUUCUUUUACAUUCAUUGUCAUAUAUAUAUAUCUUUUUUCUUUCUUUCUUUCUUUCUUUCUUUCUCUGUUUCUUUUACAUUCCUUGUCAUGGUAUCUUUUUUCUUUUCUUUUUUCAUAUAUUUCUUGUCAUUUCUAUCUAUCUUUCUUUCUUUCUUUUACAUUCAUUGUCAUAUAUAUAUAUCUUUUUUCUUUCUUUCUUUCUUUCUUUCUUUCUUUCUUUCUUUUACAUUCCUUGUCAUGGUAUCUUUCUUUCUUUCUUUUACAUUCAUUGUCAUAUAUAUAUAUCUUUUUCUUUCUUUUCUUUUUUCUUUUUCUUGUCUGUUUUUUUUUUUUUUUCAUUCAUUGUCAUAUAUAUAUCUUUUCUUUCUUUCUUUUUUUACAUUUCUUGUUUUUUGGUAUUUUUUCUUUCUUUCUUUUUACAUUCAUUGUCUUACCUUUCUUUCUUUCUUUCUGUUCCUUUUUUAUUCAUUUCAUUCUUCCAUUCAUUCUUUAUUAUUCAUUCAUUUUUAGCUUUUGAAACACGCUGUCUUAUUUACCCUCACGUCGUUCCAUACAUAACAAUCUAUGAUACUUUUUUCUUUCUUUAUUUUUCUUUCUUUCUUUCUUUAUUUCUUUCUUUCUUUCUUUCUUUCUUUCUUUCCAAUACAUACUUUUUCUUUCUUUCUUUUUCUUUACCUCUUUCUUUCUUUCUUUCUUUCUUUCUUUCUUUCUUUCUUUCUUUCUUUCCAAUACAUACUUCUUUCUCUCUUUUUUCUUUACCUCUUUCUUUCUUUCUUUCUUUCUUUCUUUCUUUCUUUCUUUCUUUCUUUCUUUCCAAUACAUACUUCUUUCUUUCUUUCUUUCUUUCUUUCUUUCUUUCUUUCUUUCUUUCUUUCUUUCUUUCCAAUACAUACUUCUUUCUUUCUUUCUUUUUUCUUUACCUCUUUCUUUCUUUCUUUCCAAUACAUACUUUUUCGUUCUUUCUUUUUUUCUAUACAGCCUCUUUCUUUUUUUCUUCCUUUUACAUUCCUUGUCAUGUCACCCUUCUUUCUUUCUUUUACAUUCAUUGUUCUUUCUUUCUUUCUUUCUUUUCUUUUCCUUUCUUUCUUUCUUUUACAUUCCUUGUCAUGUCAUCUUCGUUUCUUUUUCUUUACAACCUCUUUCUUUCUUUCUUUCAUUCCAAUACAUACUUCAUUGUUAUAUUUUCUUUCUUUCUUUCUUUCUUUCUUUCUUUCUUUCUUUCUUUCUUUUUUUCUUUCUUCGAACCCACUCUCGCUUUCAUUUUCGUUUGUGUCUUUCACCCAUCUUUCGAUUCACCUUUGUUUGUUUGUUUGUUUGUUUCUUUGUUUCUUUCUUUCUUUCUUCCAGUCAUUUAUUCAUUUAUUCUUUCAUUCUUUCUUUCAUUCCUUCAUUCAUUCUUUCUUUCAUUUAAUCUUUGA